CGGGGGAUGCGGGCGGGCUGCCCGGGGAGGCGGCGGCGGCGGGGCCGGGAGCGGGGCCGGGGCCGGGAGCGGGGCCCGCGGAGCCGGGGAAGCGGCGGCCCGCGGCCCGCGCAGCGAUGGGCGCCGGCGGAGGGUCGCCCGGGCAGGCCGCCUGCCUGCGGCAGAUCCUGCUGCUCCAGCUGGACCUGAUCGAGCAGCAGCAGCAGCAGCUGCAGGCCAAGGAGCGGCAGAUCGAGGAGCUCCGGGCCGAGCGCGACACGCUCCUGGCGCGGAUCGAGCGCAUGGAAAGGCGGGUGCAGCUGGUGAAGAAGGACAGCGAGCGGGAGAAGCACCGCAUCUUCCAGGGCUUUGAGGUGGAUGAGAAGCCCGAGGCAGAGGCGUGUGAGAAGCUGCCUCUGGAGUGUCCCCAGGACCUGCUGGAGCCUCCCCCGACCCUGCAGCCCAAGCACUUCCCCUACGGCAGGAACGGGAAGGGCCAUAAAAGGAAGCCAGCGUUUGGGAGCACGGAGAGGAAGACGCCUGUUAAGAAGCUAGUGUCAGAAUUCUCCAAAGUGAAGAGCAAAACUCCGAAACACUCCCCGGGGAAGGAGGAAUCGGGCGGCUCCUUGGCUGAAACUGUUUGUAAACGAGAACUGCGGAGCCAAGAGACUCCGGAAAAACCCCGGGCGCUCCUGGAGACCCCUCUGAGGGCAUCAGCCCCACCCAAGGGUCCUGGCACCCACCCCAAGGAGAAGGGAUUUGUCAGCGAGGCCGACGACCUGCCCUACCUGUCCACCACGGAGAUGUACCUGUGCCGCUGGCACCAGCCGCCCCCGUCGCCGCUGCCGCUGCGGGAGCCUUCCCCCAAAAAGGAGGAGACUGUAGCAAUUCCAUCUUGGAGGGACCAUGUCGUGGAGCCCCUGAGAGACCCCAACCCCUCAGACAUCCUGGAGAACCUGGACGACAGCGUCUUUUCCAAACGGCACGCCAAGCUGGAGCUGGAUGAGAAACGAAGGAAAAGGUGGGACAUCCAGCGGAUCAGGGAACAGAGAAUCCUGCAGCGGCUGCAGCUCCGAAUGUACAAAAGGAAAGGGAUUCAGGAGUCAGAACCUGAAGUUACCUCAUUUUUCCCUGAGCCAGAUGAUGUGGAAAGUUUGCUCAUCACCCCUUACCUGCCCGUCGUCGCCUUCGGCCGGCCCUUGCCCAAACUGACCCCACAGAACUUUGAGCUGCCCUGGCUGGACGAGCGCAGCCGCUGCCGGCUGGAGGUGCAGAAGAAGCAGACACCACACCGGACCUGUCGGAAAUGAGGGAAAUGCUGGGAGCUCCAGGCACCUCCAGGAGCUCCAGGCACCCUGUCCUGGUGGGGCUCUGGGCACCGCAAGGGCAGCAGGAGCUCUGCCAUGCCCGGCUCACCAGCAGCCGCUGCCCCGCUCCGUGCUGAC
This is a messenger RNA of Passer domesticus (house sparrow), 1424 nucleotides long. RefSeq names its product MSL complex subunit 1 (gene MSL1). Bases 117 to 1289 code for a protein of 390 amino acids. Lineage: Eukaryota; Metazoa; Chordata; Aves; Passeriformes; Passeridae. The record is from RefSeq and is a predicted model, not a curated record. The transcript is spliced from 8 exons. Gene Ontology annotation, cellular component: MSL complex. Gene Ontology annotation, molecular function: chromatin binding.